AUGAAAGUCAAAAAAAUGAGGAAAAAAUGUUUUUUCUUUUGCUCUAUACUUCUGGCUGUGAUAACAAACCAGAUAGUACAUGGGCAAAACAGAAAAAGAGGAAAGAAUAUUUACUCUCCUAUGCCAAAAGAUGAAGGUGAUAUGUGUCUCAUUGAUAUAGUCUUUAUCAUAGACAGUUCAGAAAGUGCCAAAAAUCAGUUGUUUGAUAUACAGAAGGAUUUUGUUCAAAACAUAACUGACAGCAUUUUCCAGAUGAAGCCAGUUAAGUCCCACAUGUAUAGUGUCAAACUAGCAAGUAUGCAGUUCAGCAGCACAGUCAUCAUUGAUCAUCCCUUUACAGCCUGGAAAAAUGUCCAGAAUUUAAAAAUCAAUUCUCUGGGUUUUAUUGGCCAAGGCACUUAUUCCUAUUACGCAGUUUCAAAUGCCACUCAUCUGUUUAAAACUGAAAGUCGUAAGAGAAGUGUGAAAGUGACUUUUUUGAUGGCUGAUGGUGUGGAUCAUCCAAACAGCCCUAAUGUCCAGGGUAUAGCCACAACAGCUAGAAGUCUUGGGAUUCAUUUUGUUACCAUUGGCCUUUCUAAGAAAGCCGUCCAAGAAGAAAAAUUGCGCAUGAUAUCUGGUGAUUCCUCCUCUAAACGUGUCCUGUGCCUGGAUGAUCAGAAUCUGAUAGUUGAUGUAGCAUUGGAACUGGAAGCUUUGCUACAGAAGCAGUGUGUGCAGAAGACCUGUGAGUGUGAAAAGGGAGAAAAAGGAGACAAAGGUGAAAAAGGCAGUGAUGGCAGCAAAGGGGAUAAAGGUGACCCAGGACCAAAAGGAAACAAGGGUGAUGCUCAAAAAGGAGACCAUGGAGAGAAAGGGGAAGAGGGAGCUCCUGGCUACAAGGGAGACAAGGGUGAAAGAGGAGAAUGUGGAGCCCCAGGACCAAAAGGAGAAAUAGGUUUGCAGGGCUCUGUGGGCCCUACAGGACCUCGGGGACCUCAGGGGUAUCGGGGAGAUCCAGGUCAGCAAGGCCCAAAAGGCAUCCAAGGAAACAAGGGAGAACAAGGCCCUCCAGGUCCUUAUGGUCCUGCAGGACCCUCUGGCAUUGGAGCGCCAGGACCCAAGGGUGCAGAACGUCGAGAAGGUAGAAUUGGAUUGCGAGGACCUCCUGGAACUGGUGAGCCAGGAUUACCUGGACCAUCUGGCCCUCCUGGUUCACCAGGUGAAAAAGGUUCAACAAGACAGGGCAUUCAAGGAGAUAAGGGUGAAAAAGGCUCUGACAGUGCCCGUGGUCCUCCUGGACCAAAAGAUGACCAAGUCAAAGGUGACAAGGGUGACCAAGGCCAGGUGGGACCACAGGGCCCACCAGGACCACCAGGACCAAGCCAUCAAGGAAGGCAGGGUGCACAGGGUCCACCAGGAAACCCUGGGGCAAAAGGCUCUCGAGGUUCUGGUUGGCCAGGACCAAAGGGUGAACCAGGUACAGCUGGACAAAAAGGAGAACCAGGUCUUCCAGGAAUUAGCUCAUCAGGACUUAAAGGAGCUACAGGUCUUCCAGGAACCCCAGGAGAGAAGGGGGUGAAGGGAGAGAAAGGGUUGCCAGGGAAAAAGGGGGAAAAGGGAGAAGAAGGUCCAAGAGGCCCAGAAGGACCCCCUGGCAAAGGACUUUUAGGUCAAAAGGGUGACCCUGGAGAAAAAGGAUCCGAAGGAAUGAUUGGUCCAAUAGGACCAACAGGCCCAGCUGGACCAAAAGGUGAUCGUGGAGAAACAGGACCCCCUGGUGUACCUGGAUCAUCUGUUUGGGGACCUCCUGGACCAAAGGGGGAUCCAGGAUACCAGGGACCACCAGGAGAUGAUGGACGUCCUGGAAAUUCAAUAAUGGGACCAACGGGGCACCCAGGACUACCUGGACCACCUGGACCCGAAGGACCAAAAGCUGACAAAGGUGACAAAGGUGAAGCUGGACCGCCAGGACCAGCAGGCCCUGCAGGACCAGAAGGACCAAAAGACGUGGGAGAUGCUGGACCAAAGGGAGACCAUGGAAUCAAAGGUGAUCUCGGGCCCCCGGGGCCUCCAGGAUGGGGACACAUGGGUCCCAAGGGUAUUAUGGGACGUGAUGGCUUGCCUGGUCCCCCUGGCCCCCCUGGCAUCAGCAUACAAGGAGACAAGGGAGAAAAAGGAAGUUUUCCUGGACCAAAAUGAUCAGUAGGAACUGGCCUUCCUGGACGAAAGGGAGACUAUGGAGAUAAAGGUGAUACAGGGACCAAAGGUGCCAAAGGAGAGAUUGGAGACCCAGGACCUCCAGGGCCAAAGGCAUCUGGGGGAAGAAAAGGUGAACCUGGUCUUUCAGUAAUUAGAGAAAAUGUUAUCAGACUUAUCCAUGAAAUAUGUGGUUGUGGUAUCAAAUGUAAAACAACACCACUGGAACUGGUGUUCGUCAUUGACAGCUCACAAAGUGUUGGACCAGAAAACUUCAAUAUUAUCAAAACCUUUAUGAAAACAUUCAUCAACAAGGUUUUGGCCAACCACGCUACAACCCGCAUUGGCAUUAUCAACUUCAGCCACAGAGUGGACCUGGUGUCUUCUCUGAAGCAAUACACCAGCAAGGAGCACCUGAAAUCAGCUGUUGACGAGAUGCCCCACCUCGGAGAAGGCACGUACACAGCUUCUGCCAUCCAGGAAGCCAUUCACUUAUUCCAGGCAGUGCGCCCGGCCAUCAGGAAGGUGGCUGUUGUCAUAACGGAUGGACAGGCGGACAAUCGGGAUAAAGUACGGCUGGACACCGUAGUAAGAGAGGCCCAUGCUACAAAUAUUGAGAUAUUUGUCAUUGGGAUUGUACAAAGGACUGAUCCUCAUUUUGAUGACUUCCUGAAAGAAAUGCAGCUCAUUGCAACAGACCCUGAUGAAGAACAUGUUUACCAGAUAGAUGACUUCAUAACGCUUUCAGUUCUUGAAAAUAAACUGAUCACAAAAAUCUGUGAGAAUGAGUCUGCAGUGUACACCAGAAAUUACAAUAUUUUAUCUCCUUCUCCAAGUCCGGAACCUGAAAUUGCCAGGAAAGAUGCUAAUAGCCUGUUACCUAAAAUGACCACUUCAGAGAUUGAUAUACUUCCUACAGAAGGAUCCAGUAACCCACAUAGUCCAUCGCGAUCCACAUACACUGAACCUCUGCCAUCUGCUCAGGACCACAAAGGGACCACCUCUCCUCACAGUCAAUCAAUACUUCCCCCAGUUUAUAACAUAUCUGAAAUCAGACCCCUGAGUCCAGUUGUCAAUCCUUUUGUUGGUGGAAUUGCUACUGAAGAUCACCAGCCAGCUGCAUGGCAAGCAGAAAUAGCAAGAACCCAAAAAAAUCCAAGGUGCUUGGAACCUAUGAAACCAGGAGAUUGUUGGAACUAUGUGGUGAAAAGGUAUUAUGACAAGGCUGGCAAUUCUUGUGGCCAGUUCUGGUAUGGAGGUUGUAAUGGUACCAACAAUAGAUUUGAAACAGAGAAAGAAUGUCGAGAAACCUGUGUUGAUUGA
Molecule: messenger RNA, 3501 nt
Organism: Camarhynchus parvulus
Lineage: Eukaryota; Metazoa; Chordata; Aves; Passeriformes; Thraupidae
Gene: COL28A1
Product: collagen type XXVIII alpha 1 chain
Molecular function (GO): serine-type endopeptidase inhibitor activity
Source: RefSeq, a predicted model, not a curated record